CUAAUCAACAGGAUGGCAGGGUCGAUGGUCUUCAGAAAAUAUACCAAGAGAUACAAAUGAUGGCAGAAAGAAAUCCAGAAAUAUCACGUAAAACCUGCUCAGUUUGGCAGGCAGAGGGAUAUGGCACAGGACAUAGAGCAAUUAACCCAAAUGCACAAGACUCCCCAUUAAUUGUCUUCUGUGAUAUGUCUACCACUCCUGCAGGCCUGUCACUGGAACAUGACAAAAUGACAACAGGCAUUAUUAGUGGACCCGGGUGUAACACUGUCGCUUGUAAUUCUAUCGGAACACUGGUCUAUUUCACUUCGAGUCUAGAUCGCCUAAUGGAAGUUUUGGAUAUUACAAGUGAUUGCAAACAACAUGUUAGGUAUGACUGCUACCAUAGUGGAAUGGACAAUACAAGAUGGAUGACUCACAAUGAUAGCCAAAGAGCCUAUUGGGGUGGUCAUCCAAGCGGUGAAUUUGAUAAAAUGCAAUGUGGAUGUAAAGCCAAUAACAGCUGUGUUACAUCACCAGGCUGUCCUCCUGGUUGGGAAAUAUAUGAGUCAAAUUGUUACUUCUUUGGAGACACAUCCCAAAGCUGGAAUGAUUCUCGAACCAGGUGUCAACAGGAAGAGGCUGAUCUUAUUAGUAUCACAUCUAUAGAAGAAAGGAAUUUUAUAACAUCUCAUGUUAUGCAAAAGGGUGGGGAACACUGGCUUGGACUACUAAGGGAUGGAGCAUACCGUCGACAUAGAUGGCUUGAUGGGAGGAUUCUUGACAGCUCUCUUGCAUAUUGGGACAGUGGAGAGCCAAAUUAUGGACCUAAUGAGUUUUGUGUUCACACAAAAGCUGAUGCUAAUGGAAGGUGGAAUGAUCUCACAUGUUCUUCUGAAAAGUUGUACAUUUGCAAGAAAGAGUUGAGAUCUCAAGGUGCAUGUAAUUGUGACUCGAAUCUUGAUAACUGGCUCGUGGAUGAGGGUGAUCUUGUGGCAGCUACUGUACCUGGACCAGAGAAAGAACUACCCAUCAAAGAAGUUGCAUUUGGACGUUUUUCCAGAUCUGAUUCCAUUGGUAAUUACACAAUUGGUCCAGCAGUUUGCCAAGAAAAAGUGAGGGGCUGUCCAGCAUUGGCAGGUCUUCCAGACUCUACCAACAAUAUCAGUUCCCUUGGACAUAUCGCUGGUGAUGUUGUCAUCUUUACAUGUAAUGUGGGCCAUGAACCACAAUCACUUUCUGCCACCUGCCUUAGUGAUGGCACUUGGUCACUUCCUAAUCAGUCUUGUCAAAGGAAGAAUUGUGGACCACCAGGUACCUCAAGAAAUACUAACAUGGUUUCAAAUGGGACAGAAUUUGGAGAUAUUGCUCAAUAUACUUGCAAACAAGCUUACAGGUAUGACAGAAGCCAAGGAGGGAGUGAGGAGAUUGUUUGUCAAGCAGAUGGGACCUGGUCAGAUGUUCCAAUAAGUUGCAAGCCUGGAUUUGUUGCCUUUUCUUUAACACAUUCACUUAGAACAUGGUCUACACCAAACACUAAUGUCAAGUUUGACAAUGUAGAACUGAACAAGGGUGGUGGAUACAAUGUUACUACAGGAGAAUUUGUGUGUCCAGUAAGCGGGCAUUACUAUAUUGACUACAAUUUACAAUCAUUUAGCACUGGUGGUACUGAUGAUGGAUUUGACGCAUAUCUGCGAAUCAAUGGAAACAACAGACGCAGAAUCUUCCAGAUGAGCUUCCUCACGGAGCCAAACAGAGGCAGCAACUCCCUAGUUACUCACCUUAAGACAGGAGAUAGAGUAGCUGUGUAUGUCACAGAGAAUUAUUUCAUCACAAUGGACAUAAGAUCUUCAUUCAAUGGAUACCUUGUACAUGCUGAUGAAGAAAAUGAAACUGCAUAGAAGAUGUUUAGAUAACAUUGAAAUUGGACUGGAAAACAUUGGAUAUUGAAUCAUUUUUUGAUGAACAAUGAUCUAACCCCACUCUUGUUACAAAGUAAAACCUGCCUUAGUGAACACCUCACUUUCACUUUGCUUAGAUAAUACUACCCUUGCUUAUAGUGAUUACUUUUUGUGGCUUGAAAGUUGUUCAUUUUUCACAUGUUUUACUGUUAAAAUGAGCCCAUUAAUGUUUAAUUGUUGGUGCUAUUUGCGCGUGACAUAAAAGAUUGGUAUAAAGCUAUUGAAGUUUAACUCAUUCUUCUUUGCCUACCUUAAUAAUGCUGAAUUUUUACUGUUAUAUAUUUUUAGUAUUUUGAAAUAAAUACUUUAACCAACAAAAAAU
Molecule: messenger RNA, 2259 nt
Organism: Owenia fusiformis
Lineage: Eukaryota; Metazoa; Annelida; Polychaeta; Sabellida; Oweniidae
Source: the annotation of a GenBank genome assembly